Messenger RNA from Mobula hypostoma (lesser devil ray), 978 nucleotides. Its product is annotated as probable G-protein coupled receptor 139. Gene Ontology annotation, cellular component: plasma membrane. The record is from RefSeq and is a predicted model, not a curated record. The transcript has 2 exons. Gene Ontology annotation, biological process: phospholipase C-activating G protein-coupled receptor signaling pathway. Gene Ontology annotation, molecular function: G protein-coupled receptor activity. Bases 1 to 978 code for a protein of 325 amino acids. Lineage: Eukaryota; Metazoa; Chordata; Chondrichthyes; Myliobatiformes; Myliobatidae.
AUGCACGGCCGAAUAAGUGGUCCCGUUUAUGCUAUUUACUACCCUGUGCUCGCAGCUGUUGGAGUUCCAGUUAAUUUGUUGGCGAUUGUGAUCCUGUCCCGAGGAAGAUGCGGUCUCUCCAGAUGCAUCACGCGGUACUUGGUGUCCAUGGCGGUGGCGGAUCUGCUGGUUGUAAUCUCCGCUGUCAUAUUCAAUCGGAUUGUUGGCAUUUAUUUUCCAUUUAGUUUUAUGUCCUUGACUCCGGCUUGUACUCUGAGCACGGUGAUAAUUUAUGCAGUAACCGAGUGUUCGGUCUGGUUAACGGUCGCUUUCACCUUUGACCGAUUCGUGGCCAUUUGUUGGCCGAAAUUGAAAACAAAGUAUUGCAGCGAGAAAACGGCGGCCGUGGUUGUCGGGACAAUCGGUGUGUUGAGUUGUUUGAAAAGCGCUCCCUGGUACUUUAUCUAUGAACCGCUGUAUACAAUUAACAACGUCUCCUGGUUCUGUAACAUAGUAUCCAGCUACUACACAUCAGUAGCAUGGACAAUAUAUGACUGGUUUGCGCGCAUUUUAAAUCCGGUGCUCCCGUUUGUCUUUAUUUUCCUGCUGAAUGGUCUGACCGUCAGACACAUUCUAGUUGCCAAUAAGGCUCGCGGGAGGCUUCGGGCUAAUUCCAAUGGAAAAAUUGUUAACGACCCAGAGUCUGAGAGCCGGAGGAAGUCCAUUAUUUUACUCUUUGCUAUCUCCGGUAGUUUUAUCCUCUUGUGGAUGACGUAUGUAGUGAAUUUUCUUUUUGUGCAAAUUUCAAAUGAACCAUAUUUCAGUGGUUCCAAUUUCAAUGACCCAAGGUUCAUUCGCCAAGAAAGUGGAAACAUGCUUCAGCUGCUGAGCUGCUGCACCAACACCUGCAUUUAUGUGGCGACCCAAAGGAAGUUCAGAGAGGAAUUAAAGACUGCGGCAAAGUACAUUGGCAAUCAAAUUGCAGCAUUGGUAAAAUAA